Molecule: messenger RNA, 477 nt
Organism: Schistocerca cancellata (South American locust)
Lineage: Eukaryota; Metazoa; Arthropoda; Insecta; Orthoptera; Acrididae
Product: collagenase-like
Exons: 3
Coding region: 1-477 (158 amino acids)
Biological process (GO): proteolysis
Molecular function (GO): serine-type endopeptidase activity
Source: RefSeq, a predicted model, not a curated record
AUGGAUGCUAUUAAUUCUGCAAUACAGAAUCCAGUUGUUGACUACAGCUGUAUCAACAAGGUGGUAAAACAGUCUGAAGUGCCUCUUCUUACUGCCCAUUAUGAUUCUGUAUCUAUGAAUGUGAUUGUCCAGAAGAGACACUUAUUACAAAUUUCUACAAUCUUUGUACAAGCGGGAGAGACAGAAGUUCUUAUAUGGAGUCAGGUGACGGUUGUUCCCAACUCAGUAUGCUCGGAGCUCCACGAAGCAGGUGCCAUUACUGACAAUAUUAUGUGCGCUGCGAACACGUACACUGGCGUAUGCUGGGCGGACCUCGGUACUCCCCUGGUUCUGGAGACUGAAGGAGGUUUCAAGCAGAUCGGAGUGGCCGGCUUCCUUCCGACCGACGGCUGCGUCACAGGGGUGCCUGCUGGCUUCGUCAGGGUCACCUCCGUUCUCGACUGGCUCGCCACCAUCACCGCAACCAACUUUCAGUGA